GUUACCGGUGCCGGUACCUUUUACUGUUUUAAGAGCUGAAGGGUCUGAAACUGAAAGUGCGAUCCAUACUGCUGUACUGACUAAUAGUAUUUCGGUAUUCAUAGAUUUUUUCUCAUUACUGCAUUAGUUCUGUAGUUUAACAGUACUCAGAAUGGAGGUUUCUGCAAGUGGAGAUAACAAUAUUACACCCACGGAACGACUCGCCAUGAUUGAAGAACAAGAACUGGAUGCUCCCCAGGGUCAACUUCCUGGUGAAGUUUACUGUGAACUCCUUGCAUUAUACAUAUACCACGAGGACUUAAACAACAGCAAAUUAUUAUGGAAGCGCAUUCCAACACAAUGCAAAACGGAAUUGGCUGAACUGAAGGCAUUGUGGGAAGUAUGCAAAGCAUUCUGGCAAAAGGAUUCUGCAAGUGUAUUCCAACAAUGCUCUGCGUACACUUGGAGUGAAAUAAUACAAAAGAUAAUUGAUGAUAUUAUGAAGAAGCAUAAAGAAAAAUGCAUCUGCCUGAUAUCACAAUCAUAUUCAUCCAUUGGCACAGAAACCUCUUCAGCUCUACUCGGUUGUACUACCCAAGAAGCAUUAGAACUUGCUGUAAGUAUGGGGUGGACUGUUUCCGGAGACCAGAAGUUUAUCAUGCCUCUCCUCGCAAAACGACAGGAAGGAUCACCUGUUAAUAAUGAAGCUUAUUUACAAAAGUUAACUCAGUAUAUUUCAUUUUUAGAGACCUGAACUGUUAUUUUUGAUAUUUCUAUUUCUGGAAUAUAGUCUCGUGCUUCUAACAGUCUCUUUGCGGCUAGUUGCACCUUAAAUAUCUUGAACAAAGCACCACAUAGCUCGUUGUUCAACCAGCAUUGCAGGGUGUCUUAUCAGCUCACAAUUGACCAGGAAUGGUGUCAUUGUCCAUUAUGUCUAUUGCUGCUACCAGGAGAUAACGUCAUAUUCCCAACUUGAUUUUCAAUUUCUGUUAUAGUCUCUUUUAACAUCUGCACCCUUUUCUGGGCUGUGUAGCAGGAGCCUUCAUGUUGCUGUCCAGUUGCAACCUAGCAAAGAAUUAAAAAAACAUUGUUCAAAUAUAACCUUUGUGGAACAUCUUGCAUCAUCUGUUAUCUAUACUUCAAGGGUUUGCUCGUAGAAGAGAUACGUUAUGUAUAUCCCUAAUCCAGCGUUUCCCAACCUUUUUCGGCCGACUUUUUCGGUGUAUAAUGGACUUUUCUGUCGCACAGUAUUCAAUCCAUGACAACGACGAGAAUUUAAAAUGGGUUUCUAUUUUAAUUUAUUUGUGUUCAUCAUGGUAACUUGCGGUAGCGUAGACUUACGAUGAGAUGGAAGCAUCACUUUUUCAAAAUUCCCAUGCCAUCUGCGAACAUAAUAAUGAGAGAAUAUAUUGCCUGAUUAUAUUCAUCUUUGAUAUAUACCUAUUUUUUGUGAUCUUGUGAAUUUGUUAUCGCUGUUAGAAAAAAAUUAUACUAUCUGCUAUAAAUUUCCAGAAUGUACCAACUUAAUUUAGUAUUUAUUAAAAACAUAUUUAAGGUAUAUAUAUUAGUAAAUCGAAAAUACAUUUUCAUCGCCUUGAAAUUCUCUCAAACAACUUCUGAAGUAAUCGUCGCGUAUCCGUCACUCGUUAAAGAGCAGACUUUUCAAUGAUUUUUUCUUUUGCAUAAAAUAUUCAAUCCAUCUA
Molecule: messenger RNA, 1682 nt
Organism: Styela clava
Lineage: Eukaryota; Metazoa; Chordata; Ascidiacea; Stolidobranchia; Styelidae
Source: RefSeq, a predicted model, not a curated record